UCUUGAAGGUCUUUUCCAACCUGAGCAUUUCUGUGAUUCUAUGAAAUGCUAUACCAUCUUAGGUUCCCCGAAUCUCAGAAGAAACUGGGAUAUACAAAUCCUCUUAAGCUAUAGAAUUGAACUCCUGAAGAUGUUUUCAUGUAAUUUGUUUUAACAGACUUUGUGAGCUCAAGGGGACCACUGAUGCUGUGAGAUUAAGAUGUUACCUUGCCAAGCUGCCUACCAGAGAAAGCAGCAGCAUUUUCCUUCAGCAGUUUGCAAGUAGUCUUUUCAGUAUAGAAAAGAAACCUGCAGUGCUGAUGUGGUGUUUUACAGAGGGCAUGGUUGGGGUAGUAGAUUGUGUUAGUAGUUUUUUUUCUUUGGGUUGUUCUGCUUUUCACCAUUUCAUUACAGACAUACAGAAAAACAGUGUAGUAAGUUCUAUGUUUUUAUACAGAUGUAGAGCUACUUUGUGAAGUACUUACUAAAUGGAAAAUCAGUUGUACUAAAAUUAGUUUGUCUAAGCAUGUAGUCAUUUUAGGUGUGGAAGGAAAAAAAGCCACUGAUUUUAAGAUGGCUUUAAAAUUUCAGGUCAAAAUUAUGUUAUUUAUGAAAUGACCUCAUAUUCCUUUUAUUUUACUGUUGCUUUUGACUAGAAUUUGCAACCAUGAUGGAAUCCUAAGGAAUUUACUGCCAUGUUCAAAAAGAGAAAAGAAAAAAAAAUAGUGAAAAGGACCAACCUUUGUGCAUGACUGUGACCUGUGCUUGUCAGAAAAAACCUAAGUAAUACUUCAUCUACUAAAUGCCAUCAUAUUAAUUCCCUAAAUUCCAGUUUUCAUAAUGAAGUAGAAAAAAUGUUUGAAACUGACAUUCUUCAGUCGAGUCAGUUGAUCUGAAGGUCCUUGUGCUCCUUGGUAAAGGCAGCAGAUUAAACUUGGCAGUGGGAAAGAAAAAAAUUUAAAUGAAGAAUGCCAGUGUUUUUUCUCCUGUGUAAUGUGUAUCGCUUUAGUUUUGUGUGUAUGUGAGCGCAUUAGCUCUUUGGUUGUAUUUACCUUCUGUACCUAGAAGCUAUAGGUUUAGCUGCUGCAACGAGUCUUCCCUUUGGAUUUUUGUGCUUCGUGGAUUCUGAAACUGAGCUUUAACAGAAAAUCUCAUAAGCAUAGAUCAGAUAAAAAUACUGAAAGGUACUGCAAGUUUUGGAUUGAAUAAGAGAAAUAAUUGGAUGCAAGAAGUUGGCAGUUACUGCCCUUACGUAACUUCUGUGGGAAAACAAAUGAAAAUUAGUAACAGCACUAGCUAUAAAGCAGUGAGAAAUGUUUCUUCUACUUAAAAAAUGUCAAUCUAUAACAUUUCUUUUCUUUUUUGGUGAAGCCUGAAUGUUUGUUCAAAGGAAGGACAUUUUCCAUAGCUUUGAGACUGCGAACAGAAACAAGCACGAUGUGGUGACUGCAGUUAUGCAAAUUACAUGAAAUAUGAAUGUCUUGGGAUGUUAAGAAAUGGAUAUAUCAAUACAAUUUUAAAUGAAUAAAUUUUAUAUUUAAAAUGAUACCUAUCAAAGGCUUGCUCUUUGCAGAUUGACAAAGCUGAAUGAGAAGAAUCAGCAUCUCAAUUAAAUUUUGAGUUAAAUGUAAAAAUGAAUUUUAUAAACAAAGGUUAGAGUCUUUUUUACAUUUACAACAUUCAAGUGAAAUAUUCAGAAUUCCUUUUAAAAAUGACUGAUGUUACACUCUGAACAUGCUUUUCCAGAGUUUCUGAAAAUCUUCGUGCAUGUGUAGUCAUCUAACGCAUUUUUGUACCAUUUUGAAUGAUAGAGUUGUUUGCACUGUGGCGUAAUGUGAUGUCUUAUCCCUGCUUGAAAUUUUUGUUUUAUCUUCAAAGUUUUUGAAUCUUUUAUAUAUGUAACGGGAGUGUUUAGCCAGGAUGAAGAGAGAAUCAUAAUCGCAAAGACCUUUUUAAAAUAAAAAUUUUUGGACACAAGGCUGUUGUGCCAGCUCACAAAGGUGUGGAUUAUAGUCACAGACUGGCUCAGGCUGGAAAGAACCGUAAAGCCCACCAAACCCCAGCCCCCUGCCAUGGGCGGGGCUGCCACUCACCAGAUCGGGUUGCCCAGAAAGGCCUCAUCCAACCUGACCUUGAAUGCCUCCAGGGAUGGGGCACCCGCAGCUUCUCUGGGUAGCCUGUGCAUCACCAUCCUCUGAAUGAAAAAUUUCAUUCUGAUAUCUAAUCUAAAUGUCCUCUCUUUUAGUUUAAAAUCAUUCCCCUUCUGCCUCACUGGCAGAUACCCAGCAUGGUAUUACUGUACAUAGAGAAUGCUUGCUUCUUUCUGGCCUCCUUGCCUCUGUUUGUAGAGGACCAGUCAACACUUGGCAUAUUAAUAUAGACAGAAAACCAUUAUUCACCUCCCUAGGCACAUGUGCACAGCUGAUCUGAUGCCCUCCAAGUCUUGCUAGCGUAAUGACUCGCUCCAUACACAAAUCUUUGCUUUGCUGCAAGCCUUUGUUUAAAGCUCUCAAUUUUUACAAAGGCCUCUACAGCAACUUGCUGCUCAAGGUAGCUAUAAGGCAAUCACUCUUCAAUCUGUCUUCGUGACACAAUAUUCUUUUAACAUAGAUGACUUUGCAGAAGACUUCCAGAACCUUGAGGAGAAAACACUGUGCUUGAAACAAAAGGGAACAGAGUUGGAAGAGCACGGAGAUUUCAAGCUUUGAGUGACGGGCGCCUAACAAGAUUACCACAGCUAAGCUGAGAGAAGGCAGUUGCAGCUCUGAGUACCAGAUUCACCGAGCUGGUAUAUGUAAUGCACGUACAUGAAAGCGCACAUGUUUUUGUCAUCACAUAGACUGACUUUCACAUAUUCCUGAGAGCUUUGCAAUUGAUGAAAAUUAAUUUAAGUACCAGAUGGAGCACCUUUACAGCACAGGAAUCAGUAACCCAUGGAAAAACACCUGCCAGUAAUAUUCAACUUAAUUCAUGGUCUUCACAAGUGAAAAAAAUUUGCAAGAAGAGGAAGAAAAAACCCUCCACACAGAAAAAGCCUAAGAAAUACCUCCACAAUCUAAAUCAGUAAUUGUGAGGAAAACAUAAGAAUACUGAGGGCGGAGGAAAGUGAUUUUGUUAUUGCAGGGGCAUAAUGUAUCACCUUUGGCACAGUAUGCUUCGGGCUCAGUAGUUUGUGAAUGGACUAAUAAAUUGUGACUGUAUGAUGAGCAGUGAUGACUGAAAGUAAGUAAGUUGAGGAACUAUGGGACAGGUCUGGGCACUGAAUUGAAGAAUCCUCGUCAUCCUUUUUGAGUUAACCAGGUCAUCGUCUUGCAUAUUCUUUCUGCCUCUCCUUUUUCCUCUUUUCACUUAGUGUGGUAUCAGUACUAAAUAAUUGAGCUCAUAAAUGUUACUCAAAUAAAACGAUUGGAAUACUUCAUAUGUUUCCUUCUUGUACAGCUGCAAAUGUUGUGUCUGGAACUAUGAAUCUUUGCUGUAGACAAGCAUCAAGAAGGAAAGAUCCGAUAAAACAAGCAAGGAAAAUACCUAGAGAAAUAGUGAAACCAGGAAGUCAGAUUUUUAAUGCUGCUUCUUUUUCUUUUUUAGAUGAAUACGUUUCUUCCUUCCUUGAAUUUUAGAAGAUUUUGAAAGAUUGCUUACUUGAUGUGCUUUAAUUCUGGCAUUUGUUUUUUAUGGUAGGAUAGAAAGUCUGUGAUUGCUUGUAGCAGAAAAAAGGGAAAAGGAAAAACAACUUGACAUUUUAGCCUGUUUUGGAAGAGAGAGAACUUCAUGGUUCACCUGAGGCAAACUUAUCUGCUUUAAAAGCUAAAAGCUUUGGAGCACUUUUGAUUCUGCUAUAAAUGAAGAGGGGGUUUCUUUGUCAUUCGUGUGUGGCAGCAAAAAGUGGGAAAGCAGGCAAGAAAGAUAGCAUGAUAAACGAUUCAGGCUCUGUUGGGUCUCUGGUGGAAAAAAAAAGUGCUGCAAUGAAAAUUGGAUUGGCUUUGGAUUGCAAAAACGUUUGAAUCCAACGAGCGUUUCAGUACCAAGAGGGAUUUCCCAUCUGGCCUGGCACACCAGUGCCUGCACAAGUUUGGGUCUGUUGUUUCGCACGGUUUGUGUGCCUUUUUUUCCCUUUAUGCAAUCUCUUUCAGCUUUAGCAGCAGAAAUACAUCAGAUGGAAAAGAUAUGCCAGAGGGCAGCUUGGAAAAGAUGAAUGUCAUAUAUAUACAUAUGUAUGUGCGUGUGUUUAAAUUUCUGCAACUGAACUUUUGAAGAAAAUCUGACUGGAGGAAAUCUUAAAAGCCUUAAGUUACUUGAAACCUACACAUUUGCAACUCUUUGUCUCUGGAAUUGCGUUACGCUAAACUGGAAUCUCAGGCUGUAUAAAGAUUAUAUCAAGUUGAGCAAAAAGAUGACUUAACCAUUUCUUGAGCGCCUCUUAUGAAGUAGCUGUCUCUCCAAAGGAUAAGUGCACCCUCACUCUACAGACUCAAAAACAAAAAAUGAACCUGAAUUUUUUUUUAAGUGUUACUUUUUCUUAGCCAACUGCCAUCAUCUUUUAUAGAGGAAUUUUUCACUAUGCAUUUGGUGGAUAUUUAUAAACACUGACCCCAUCCUCCUCCCUUUCAAUGAUCUAUCCCAGGUCAGUCUUAUCAAUAAAAAACAAAAAAAUUGGUUAAAAUUUUGUGCGCUAGACACAUUACUUUCCUAUGUCAAAAAAUAAAAUAUUUAAAAAGCAUGUAUGCAGCAGUGGAACAUGGGCCUGUUCUUUGCAGCGACUCCAACAUCCUCUGCCUCUCCUGGAAAGGGAGAGUUCCCAAAAGUGAGAAGGAAAAGCCCGUGUGCAGGCGGCGGUACUAUGAGGAAGGCUGGUUGGCAACAGGCAAUGGCAGAGGAGUUGUAGGCGUCACUUUUACUUCCAGCCAUUGCAGGAGGGACCGGAACACCCCUCAGAGAAUCAACUUCAAUUUGAGGGGCCACAACAGCGAGGUUGUGCUGGUUAGAUGGAAUGAACCAUUUCAGAAAUUAGCAACUUGCGAUGCAGAUGGAGGAAUAUUUGUUUGGAUACAAUACGAAGGCAGAUGGUCUGUGGAGCUUGUGAAUGAUCGCGGGGCACAGGUAAGCGACUUCACAUGGAGCCAUGAUGGGACUCAGGCACUUAUCUCCUAUAGAGAUGGAUUUGUGCUGGUUGGUUCAGUCAGCGGACAAAGACAUUGGUCUUCAGAAAUAAACUUAGAGAGUCAGAUCACGUGUGGCAUAUGGACUCCCGAUGACCAACAGGUACUGUUUGGCACUGCUGAUGGUCAAGUUAUCGUCAUGGACUGCCAUGGGCGAAUGCUGGCCCAUGUGCUCCUUCAUGAGUCAGAUGGCAUCCUCAGCAUGUCCUGGAACUACCCCAGCUUCCUGGUGGAGGACAGCAGUGAGAGCGACACAGAUUCUGACGACUAUUCCCCACCACAGGAUGGACCAGCUACAUAUCCAGUCCCAGUGCAGAACACGAAGCCACUACUGACCGUCAGCUUCACAUCGGGAGACAUCAGUUUAAUGAACAAUUAUGAUGACUUGUCUCCUACUAUCAUCCGCUCAGGGUUGAAAGAUGUGGUGGUACAGUGGUGUACGCAAGGAGACCUACUUGCAGUAGCAGGGAUGGAGAAGCAGUGUCAGCUCAUGGAACUUGGCAAUGGUUCUCUGUUGAAAAGCGCACUUGUCAAGUUCUACAAUGUGCGUGGGGAACAUAUCUACACUCUGGAGACACCUGUGCAGCGUCCCAUCAUCUCAAUCUGCUGGGGUCACAGGGAUUCACGCCUGCUGAUGGCUUCUGGGCCUGCAUUAUAUGUUGUCAGAGUAGAGCACAGGGUCUCCAGCCUGCAGCUUCUGUGCCAGCAGACCAUCGCUAGCUGUCUGCGGGAUGACAAGGAUAUCAGCAAACUGACCCUGCCCCCUCGGCUCUGUUCAUACCUCACCACUGCCUUCAUACCAACAAUCAAGCCUCCUAUCCCAGACCCAAACAAUAUGAGAGAUUUUGUCAGCUACCCAACAGCUGGCAAUGAACGGCUUCAUUGCACAAUGAAGCGGACGGAAGAUGACCCAGAGGUUGGUGGUCCAUGUUACACACUGUACUUGGAAUAUCUUGGAGGUUUGGUGCCCAUACUAAAAGGACGUCGUAUCAGCAAGUUGAGGCCAGAGUUUGUCAUCAUGGAUCCUAAAACAGAUGGAAAAGCAGAUGAAAUCUAUGGAAACAGCUUGAUUUCCACUGUGAUUGACAGCUGCAACUGCUCUGACUCCAGCGAUAUUGAACUAAGUGAUGACUGGGCAGCAAAGAAAUCUCCCAAAAUCAGUCGAGCUAGCAAAUCACCCAAACUCCCCAGAAUCAAUAUAGAGGCUCGCAAAUCUCCAAAGAUGUCACGAGCUGCACAGGAGAUAUCAAGAUCACCAAGGUUACCAAUAAGGAAACCUUCUAUUGGUUCACCAAGCCUAACCCGAAGAGAGUUUCCUUUAGAAGAUAUUACUCAGCACAACUACCUUGCUCAGGUCACAUCUAACAUCUGGGGAACCAAAUUUAAAAUCGUGGGUUUGGCUGCUUUCCUACCAACUAAUCUUGGUGCAGUAAUAUAUAAAACCAGUUUGCUGCAUCUUCAGCCCAGGCAAAUGACAAUAUAUCUCCCAGAAGUGCGAAAGAUUUCAAUGGACUACAUUAACCUGCCUGUCUUUAAUCCAAAUGUUUUCAGUGAAGAUGAAGAUGAUUUACCAGUGCCUGGGGCGCCAGGUGCCCCUGCCAGCAGCCCGCCCUGCACCGUCAACAUCCCCAUCGCCCCCAUCCACAGCUCGGCCCAGGCCAUGUCACCCACACAGAGCAUCGGCCUGGUCCAGUCGCUGCUGGCCAACCAGAACGUGCAGCUGGACGUGCUGGCCAACCCUCCGGCUGAGACAGGAGGCGAGGGGCCAGGACCCUUCCCAGGGGCACCAGGCCGAUUCCCUGGCCCUGGGGCAGUGGCACCAACUGGGGGAGAUGUGGCCCGCACUGCCCCUGUACCUCCCACUAUUGCCCCACCACCCCCCGCCAUCGCCCUUGCUGACCUCCGGGACCAUGGUGACCGUGAACACGAGCCUCCGCUCAAGGCCAAGCCCCCACGUCCAGGACCAGGACCUCAACUGGUGGAGGGCGACGCUGUCAUCUUUGGGGCCGCUCAGGAGCUGCAGCUGAACAAGAUGAACCCCCCACCACCCUACCCUGGUACCAUUCCCACAGCCGGCCCCCCACCACCCCCACCUGUCCCCCCACCGCCACCCCUCGACCUCUGCCUGAAAAAGGGGGAGUUCUCCCUUUACCCUGCGGGGCACUACCAGCCGCCCCUGGGGUACGAGCGGAUAACAACGUUUGACAGCAGUGGGAAUGUGGAGGAAGUGUGCCGACCUCGUACCCGCAUGCUCUGUGGCCAGGGCACCUAUACCCUGCCAGGGCCCGGCAGCUCUGCCACUUUGCGCAUCACCGCUGCCGAGAAGAAGAUGCAGCAACCGUGCACCAGUGCAACCCUGAACCGGCUGACAGUUCCCCGUUACUCCAUCCCCACUGGGGACCCACCGCCCUACCCCGACAUUGCCAGCCAGCUGUCACAGGGCAGGAGCAUUGCGCAGAGGCUGGACAGCAGUAUCAUCCAUGCUACUCUGCGGAGGAAUAGCAGGGAGGCGGCACUAAAAAUGGCCCAGCUGGUGGACAGCCAGAGAGCCACCUUGCAGCUUCCCCCGAAAGCCAAGAGCAACGUUGUGACAGCACAGUACCAGCAGAGAGUACCCACCGCUUUGUACACCUGCAGCCAGUGCAGCAGCAGCGGUGGCAGCAGCACCACGAGUGCUGGUGGUGUAGGCAACAUCACUAAUGCCAACUCUAGCAGCAGCACUUCCAAUAUCAGUGGCAUGAGACCUGAUCUGAGCACGGGGAGUGGCUCCCAGCACAGCUCUGUCAUCGCUCACUCUGUCAGUACGUCACCUUUGGCCUCACAGUCCUCCUACAACUUGCUGAGCCCACCUGACAAUUCCCGUGACCGGGCAGAUUAUAUCAACUCUGCCUUUACGGAAGAUGAAGCCCUUUCUCAGCACUGUCCGGUGGAGAAAUCGAUACGGCAUGUACCUAUGGCCUUGACGGAGGCUGCCAUCAGUGUAAAACGGCCACCACCAUACCAGUGGGACCCUAUGGUGAGCGAAGAGAUAUGGGUUCCUCAGGAAAGGACAUCUCAGAGCUCUGUACCCAACCCUCUAAAACCAGCUCCUCUCAUCAUCGGUCAGACUCAGCAUCUGGAUAUGUCUCGAAUGCCGUUUGUCUCCCCUAAGUCUCCAACCAGUCCCACUGCCACUUUCCAGACAAGUUAUGGGGUCGGAGUACCGUACCCAGGAAGCUACAGUGCCCCUCCCCUUCAGGGAAUGCAGCCCCCCUGCUCCCCCAAAGAAGCUCUGGCCCCAACGCAGUUUGCACAGCAGGAGCCCACAGUAGUGCUUCAGCCAGGUUACCCACCCAACCUCUCCUAUUGUCCUUUGCCACCCAUGUAUCCGGGAAGUAGCGCCUGCUCUAGUUUACAGCUGCCACCGAUAGCCUUGCACCCAUGGAGCUCCUACAGCGCAUGCCCACCCGUGCAGAACCCCCAGGGCACUCUGCCUCCAAAGCCGCUCCUCGUGGUGGAGAAGCCGGUUAUGUCUCCCCCGCCAACCGAGCUUCAGGGCCAUGUGGGUACAGAGGUGAUGGUGGAGACGGCAGACACCUUCCAGGAGGUGCUCUCCUUGACAGAAAGCCCUGUUCCUCAAAGGACAGACAAAUUUGGCAAGAAGAGCCGGAAGCGGCUGGAUAGUCGUGCUGAGGAAGGGAACGUGCAGGCUAUCACCGAGGGCAAGGUCAAAAAGGAUUCGAGGACACUGACUGACUUCAAUUCGCUAAUAUCCAGCCCAAGGCUGGGCAGAGAGAAGAAGAAAGUCAAGAGCCAGAAAGACCAGCUCAAGUCCAAGAAGCUGAAUAAGACAAACGAAUUUCAGGAUAGUUCAGAGAGUGAGCCGGAGCUUUUUAUCAGUGGGGAUGAACUGAUGAACCAGAGUCAGGGCAGCAAAAAGGGUUGGAAAACCAAAAGGAAUUUGAGGACAGCCAAUGAGCUGGAUGAAUUCAAGUGCCGUAAGGCCAGCGAGAAGGAGGACGGGAGGCUGGGGAGCCAGGGCUUUGUGUACGUGAUGGCCAACAAGCAGCCGCUGUGGAACGAGGCAACGCAAGUCUACCAGCUGGACUUUGGAGGGCGAGUGACCCAGGAGUCUGCAAAAAACUUCCAGAUUGAGCUGGAAGGACGGCAGGUGAUGCAGUUUGGAAGGAUUGAUGGCAAUGCUUACAUUUUGGACUUUCAGUAUCCAUUUUCUGCAGUGCAAGCCUUUGCUGUUGCUCUGGCUAAUGUGACUCAACGCCUCAAAUGAACAAGCAGAAACCUGGAGAGAGGAAAAUGUUAUCAAAACCUUCUCACAGAGUCCAAACUGGAAAAUGUCAGGGCAGCCUACGUUAGGUGCGCUGAGGUGCCUGGGAGCGAAGAAGGCCGUAAAACUGGAAAAGUCUCUUAGUGCCCAGCUGAAGGGCAUUAACUCUAAUCAGUCAUGGGGUGGAGGGUGGGGGGCUUUCUUCUCUUUUGUUUGUUUGUUUGUUUUCAGGUGUUUUCUUUUUUUAAAGCAUUGUGCUGGGUUUCAGAAAGAGCAAAGGGUUGAGAGCCAUUCAGUGUUAUGUGGAGAAGUGUGGCUUUUGGCUUGUUGUGAUGGUUCUGCUGUGUUUGCUACAAUAGCUGAUGUAAGCUCAUAGAGGGAUUAAAAAAGACUGCUCUUUUUGAUAGACUGCCUUAUAUCAUGCUGUUCUUUUUAAAACAGGGAACAUAACUUUUUUUCUGGUCCAGUUUGUACUAUUACUACUACAUCAAUGAUAGCAGCAAAAAAAAAAAAAGAAAAAGAAAAAAAGAAGCUAUAAUACUUGAAGACACGUGUUUCUUCUCUGAUCUCUGAUAAAAACUGAGUACCACAAGUUCCAGGGAGGCUUCUGUAGGUCAAUAUUUAAUUUAUAAAUAAUGAUGUGUUACUCAGAAGAGAAACAAAACUGUUACCAGUGGGUGGUUUUAAAACUCAGUGUAUCAAAUAAGUUGAUGUCUGCUUGUUUUGUGUGCUGUUUUACUGGGGAUAAACAUCUUUCGUUGGGUGACAGAAAAGAGGGAAGAAAAUAAUUAUGAGCAUUCCUUCUUUGCUCAUAUUGAUCAGCAGUAUUAUUCUCCAGUUUGGCCUGCAGAUGGGAGAGGCACAGUGUGACCAGAUGUACCUCCAAGGCCAUGCCUAUACAUGCUCCUCAUUUAAAUGUGUUUACACUUUAUAAACAAAGUCAUUCAAGUGAAUGAGAAGGCCCAGUGUAUUCAUCUUCUUAGUAAUCAAUAGGAAUCAAGUUCCACAACAUUGGAUCUGUGCUAAAAUUAGGAAGGAGACAGAAGUAUUGCAAGUCAUUACAGGAAGCAAUUUCAUCAGGAAAGCAAUUUCAUUACAGGAAACAACAUCAUGGCUGGCUGGAGGAAAAAUGAGUUAAAAGCGGAAGGAAAAAUUGGACAGAAUUACUCCUUUUAUCACCUUACUACUUGAGUAGUUCUUGUGACUGUAGUUUGCAAAUAGAAUUCUCCAGGUAAGAGUGGCAAGCCAAAGUUUAAAUGGAGUGUUACAGGGGAAGGCUUAUUGACGGGAGGACAGCUCUUUCUGGCUGCAGUUUUUUUUUUCUGGUGGACAUACAGACCUGCUGACCAUUUUAAAAGGGAUGCUUGCACAGAAGGUUUUCUGUGUUGUCCAUCUUUGUGUACGUAUUUCUCUGUUUUCUCUCCUUCCUCUUGCUUGCAUUUUGCUAUGGAAGACAUUCUGGUAUGGAAACAGUUUCCAAAGUAAUACACAAAAACUGUAAUUAUUCCUGUAAUUGUUUGGACAUUCGAUUACAAAAUGUAACUGCAGAUUUCCUUCAGAAAUUAUUGUUUUGUUGUGAAAGGCACAUUGAGGAAGAUGUUAGUUGAGGUGUUAAUGGCUGCUUUGUCUUUCAUCCAGUUCAACUUCUUACUUGAAAAGCUGUAUAGCAUGGGAUAAACAGAUGUGAUUUUAUCUCUCUUUUCUUUUUGAAAAUCCUAGUGGUAAGGCAGAUCUGUGUUGUACUUAAUUUGUUCUAGAGGAACAUACCACGUAAGAGAGGACCCUGCUGUAGCAGAGCUUACUAGAAUGCAGUGAGCUAGACACUUCUGCUCUGCUGACACUUGUAAAGAAUACAGCACAGAGGAAGUAACAAAUGUCAGUCAGAGAGGAGUUUGACAGCUGCCAAGAGAGACUUCAAGGCAGAUCAUCCACAGGUAAUGUCCCGCGGGGUGAGUCUGGGAAGAACCCUUUGCCAAGUAGCUUCCUUGGAAGAGGGAUUAGAGGUAGGAGGGAAGGAAGGGAAAUAGGUGGCUCCAUGCCUGUAUGAUCCCAGAGAUCAGCAGCUUCUCGCAUGUCAGGCACAACAUUCCCCUUGGCAUUUAACUGACUUCAUUUGCUACAAUUAAUUUUGUUGAAUUUCUCUGUGUUAUCUGGGCCUCUUUGUAUUUCUUCUCUCGCGCAUGACAUUCGGCAGCUUGCAUGCCCGUAUGCGUAAUGCAUGUGGGAUGGAGGAACUGAAAUGGUUUGGUCCUGUUCCCUUUACAAUCUGUGGAGAUUUUUCCCUUUGAUUUUUGUAAAGGAAGCACUGUUAAGCCAUUUAUCUGUAUUGAGUUACACCCUGUGCAAACAGUCAGUUGAAUUCUCAGGUCCGCUGCUUUCAAUACGUGAGGAGGAAAGUUGUCUGAUUAGUGUUCUUUCCCACCCAAAAGUCUGUGCUUACCAGUCAUACCCAAAUUAGAAUAUAAUGGGCACAUGCUGAACACCAUAGACAAGAAACAUCACGACAUGCACACUGUCUGGGAGAAUGGCAACUCAUUCACAUUAGAAAUCUUCUGCUGAAAGGAACAUUGCCUGUAAUUUUAAGCCAAAAUUGUUACCACAUGCGAAGAAAUCAACGUUUUUUUCUGAACAACAUCUGAUCUAAUUAGAAGGACUUCUGUGUGCAGUUUCUUUAAUGCACCAUGGAACAGUGUUCCUCCUCACUUGGUUCAUAAGCAAGUUUUUCCAAUUAUCAGUAGUCUUCUACUAAUGUAGAUCCACAAAUUGCAAACAGAUAUAACAAGUAACAGCAUUAGUAAUUUGGUUCCAUUGACCAAGCUUGUGAUUGCAUCGUUCUGGUGGCUUCUGCCCAAACAAAGCACAAGGAAUAACCAUCAUAAAUCAGGAAAAUAAACACAGUUUCCAACCUUCCUGUUUACUUGUCAGAUGUUAUAGGAUAAGAUACUCCUUUGUAUUUUUGAAAAUACUUUGACAGAGUCCCUAAAGGGAAUUAAAAUUGAGGGUUUUAAUGGUUUGGAGAAUACCUAGUAUUAGAGAUAGAAGCUACUCUCAAAUAUGUUGAAUUGUAAUGAGAGAGGUGGAAGUGGUGUGAAUUCUGAGAGUGGAACUGGAUCCUAAAUGAAACAAAGAACGAGUGAAAGCAACAGUUCUUUUGUUUUUCAUUGAGAUAUGACAUGAGACACAAAUUUAAAAGCCCCCCACAAAAUAAUCACUUAAAUCCCAAAGAUUGCUGUUGCAUUCAGCCAAAAGAUAGAUUUUACAUUUGAUAUUUGAUUUGUAAGAUCCAAGUUUUCUGUUAGAUAACUAAGUUCUUCUAGGAAGAAUGUAGCGAGGUAUUCAAAAAUAUGUUCUUCUUUUAUACACACAGUAAUUUCCAGUGGUUGAACAUGUUUUUCCAAAGGUUUUUUUUUUUUUUUUUUUUUUUCCAGUUGUGCAAUAGUUGUGACAGUCUGGGGGUUUCAUGGUUUUUUUUUUUUCUUGUUUGUUUGUUUUAUUUUGCUGUUUUUCUUUAUUUUUUUUUAAGGAGUUCUGAGUGAUUUUUUAAAAAUAAUUUAAUGCAGAUUUCUUGUUAACAUCCAAAAGGCAAACUAUUUAUCUUGUGUAAUGUAAUAAGUGAUUAAGGGAUUAUUUUAUUUCUAUGUAUCAGUGAGUUAUACACACUUUAUUAUUUAUAUUUAAAGAGCAUAUUUGUAAGAAAUUGUUUGCAGGCAGUAUGUUUCACUGCAAGAAGUUCAAAGUGCAUACAGGAAGACUUGGUUUUGUGGGCUAGUGUGCAAAAUUUCAUCAUUCAGGCAGGCAAAAAUAUUUUGGGGCAGCUGAAAGCAGUGAGUUUGCUAUGGAGGACCGUGUAGACUACAAAGAAUGUAGAUGACUUCUUUGGGACCUACAGAAAUCUGUCCUUCUCCACUGUGCGUUUCCCUCCUUUGUUUUGAACUACCUAUUUCACUUGGGAGUGCUUUUAAAAAAUACAAAGCUUUCCCUCUUAUUUAGUACUAUGCUUUUUCUCAAGAUAUAAAAUAGGCUGGUUUGUGUGAUAAAAGAGGGUAUAACAACCUAGGCUCAGUUUGUAAGUUAGUUUGCAUAGCCUGGUAGGAUGAUGCACGAGAAAGAGUACAGCAGUAAAUGUGCUUUUCUCUGCUCAGGCUAAUGCACGCCUUCAGUGGGGCUCAGCUGGUUCCAGCACAUUCAUAGUGUUGCUGAUACCUGAGCUAGCGCUGCAUGGAGCUGGUUGAGCUGAUCCCUGACCUCUGCCUGUGGCAUCUUCUCUUCUUCAAGGUGCUCGUCCACUGAGACACAGUGGAGCAGGCAUUCCUCCCCUCUUCCUUCCAGUUUAGCUCCAAGAGCAGCAUGCAGCUGACAUAGAGUUUGCCUGCAGCAGCUUUACGCAGAGAAAGCCUUGAUGUCAGCUGGUGGCUGUAUGGAAUCUGCUCCACUGAAGGUGCAAAGGGAUGCAAUAGAGAACCUGAUUCAUUUAGAAAAUACAGCUGAUACCCUCAAAAUAAAGCUCUAACAGAGUCUGUAAAUUGGUGCUUAAAGUCUUGUAUGAUAUGCACCGUGCACGGAGUGAUCAAUUUUAUCUUGAAGCAGUGGGAAUAUUGCAUUUCUGCAAUGCUCUGAGGAAGCACGGGAUAGAGAGAUGAAGGAGUUACAAAAAGAAUUGUCAUCGUAACAGUUACGCACUGAGUUCCAGAGGCAGCAGAAGGAGGUGCUAUGAGCAGCCUGAUCUUGGUUGUAUGACAGUAAAUCUGCACAUAGGUUCAUCUCAGUUAGAUAAACCUUCCAUGAUACAGCCACAGAAAACUAAUUGUACUCUCUAGUUUUGUUCCAUUGUUUUUAUGAAGAUGCACAAAGCCUUGAGCCUGGACAGGCUGACUUUCCUUUACGUGUCUUUUUUUUGGUCUAAGAAAUUCCAGACAAAUGUGGGAACUUGCUUGGUUUUUGCCUCAGGCAAUUUCUGUGCAUUUGCAGCCUGAUAUGUGUUACCCUAUGUUAUCUUGGUGCCCUUUUACCUGUCAGCAACAGUUUAAAUCCAUGUGCAAAAAACUGAUUUGAUUGAAAGCGAAGGCAGAGUUAAGUUUUUACUGGCCGUUAAGAAUGUGUUUGCCAGAGCAACAGCUUGGAAAUCACACAUCUCUAGAGAUCCCAAACCACUCCAGGCCAGUGAAUCUGACCUGGGGAUUAGCAGCAGAUGAGCCAUUUGCAUGGCAUACUGACAAAGGGCCAGCUUCUCGCCUCACCAGGUUACACCAAGGUACCUAAGAGAGUGGAAUCACAACCAAAAUGCACUUUGCCAUCACUGCGUGAUUAUAAGGUAAGAAUGACGGACUUGACCUGUAUAUCCAUUUGAGACAACUGUACAGCAUUAACCAAUAGCUAUAGUGAUGGUUCUGUGUAAACUCCGCUGAAGCACUCUGGAAGUAAAAUGGCAGCCACAAAGCAGUCUUAUGGAAUUUCGCCUUAUUGUUCUCAUUUCUAGGACUCCAACGCAGGAGAGCAAGCUGUUUAUGUGAUUUAGAGGUUGGUGUAAUGGUUUUCCCAGUGUAUGAGGGCAAAUAAUAUACUGCUGACAAAAAUGGAAUAAUUCUGGUACAGGAACUUUUUCAUUUUCAAGUCCCUUCACCUUCACAGCAAGCACAAUCCUCCACCAGCAGAUACUGGCAUAGAGCUCUAUUACCCUCAGGAUUAUUCUGCAGGUAGGGACCACAGCCCUUUUUGCAUGGUUGGAAUUUACAUGCAUCAUUCUCGAAGGAACAAGAUUCAUUACUACUUGUGAACAGUGGGCUAUGCAAAUGAUUAUUUCAUAUUUAUUUAAUUUUCUUCCUAAAAAAAAAAAUACUGCAAAGAUGUUUUAAGAA
Messenger RNA from Numida meleagris (helmeted guineafowl), 15254 nucleotides. RefSeq names its product tubby like protein 4 (gene TULP4). The record is from RefSeq and is a predicted model, not a curated record. The transcript has 15 exons. Bases 4696 to 9402 code for a protein of 1568 amino acids. Gene Ontology annotation, molecular function: protein binding. NCBI's taxonomy places the organism in Eukaryota, Metazoa, Chordata, Aves, Galliformes, Numididae.